Angiostrongylus costaricensis is the source of this 714-nucleotide messenger RNA. The record is from the annotation of a GenBank genome assembly. NCBI's taxonomy places the organism in Eukaryota, Metazoa, Nematoda, Chromadorea, Rhabditida, Metastrongylidae.
UUUGAGAUUCUUUCAGGAUGUUCGAUCGAGGUGACGCUAUCCGAUCCACGACCUAUUGGAACUCGUCCAAACAGCAUCGGAGCGGCAAUGAGAGAUGGCCCCGUCCACUACCUCACCGAAUUUGCUCUUGGCUACAGUGUUUUAAUGUUUCCGUCAAUCCGAUCAUUGAACCAGUCAGAACCAAAGUCGCUGAUUACGCUACCGUAUCCAUUUCAUGGCACCGACAAUACGGUGUUCAACGGGAUCAUCUACUAUAGCUAUAGUGAUACUGUAAUUGCAUUUAAUAUGAACACAGGAGAAACGAAAGAGAUCCACCUGAACAUUAGCGAGGUUUCUCUUUACAAAAACUCGAACUCAUUCGUUGAUCUGCAAGCUGACGAACAUGGAGUUUGGGCUCUGUAUCGCCAGAACGAUGGAGAGCACCUAACAGCUAUCCGUAUGCAUCCAAUACUUUCAAGCUGGCCACUAUCCACAAUUCAUCCGAAUCGUUUGUGCAACGCUGUUAUUCGCUGCGGUUUACUAUACACAGUGGAGUGUGCCGAAAACAAAGUGAUAGUGUCUGCAGUUUACGACUUCUACGGCAGUAUGUACGUAAACGGCAAGAAAACGGUUUGGAAAGGUAUGAACGGCCUAUCCAGUGUACAAUAUGACCCGAGAUCGAAGACCAUCACCAUUUUCGACAACGGUGUUGUCUACACUGUGUCUGCCGUCUAA